Messenger RNA from Belonocnema kinseyi, 2815 nucleotides. Its product is annotated as F-box/LRR-repeat protein 20. Bases 496 to 2043 code for a protein of 515 amino acids. The transcript is spliced from 9 exons. Gene Ontology annotation, cellular component: SCF ubiquitin ligase complex. The record is from RefSeq and is a predicted model, not a curated record. Gene Ontology annotation, biological process: SCF-dependent proteasomal ubiquitin-dependent protein catabolic process. Lineage: Eukaryota; Metazoa; Arthropoda; Insecta; Hymenoptera; Cynipidae. Gene Ontology annotation, molecular function: protein binding.
UUCGAGCUAAAGCAGAACAUCGCCCAAACCGACCGGGACACGCGCUUUCUUCACUCACAUGCAACGUGCUUCAGCGCACGUUCGUCUCGUGCGUGUCUCGCUGCCUCGCUGUUCGUGGUCUUUUAUUUUCACAAAACGCAAGAGUUCAACCAAACGCUCCAAUGGGAAGCCUUAAACCAGUAUAAACAAUAGAGAGCUCCACCAGGAUUGGCUCUGCUGUCGCUAAGUCGUCUAUAUCCAGUUACUAUCACUCUUCUCCCUCUAGCUCGUACGGAAUCAACAUUAACUCCCCGGACCUCUCGCUCACCCAACUGGCCAUGUUCUGCCGAGUCUUGACUGUCCCAAACCCCCAGGGUCCCCCCAACAGUACUCACAGUGGGUAGACUCGACCGGCCAUUUCUAUCGUCGGGCAUAGCGACUGGUUCGGUUGGACAUUUUUUUUACAUUGUGUGCGGGAGUUCCCGGAAUUUUUGCAAAAUAACGCGACGCAAAAGGAUGAUACACUCCGGGCGGACGAGGCUCGAGAAAAAAGUAAGUCGAGUCGGAGUGGGCGGCGGGGGCCAAGAUGGUCAAGGGUUACAACCGGUCGAAGAGGCCGGUACCGGUGCUCAAUGGUGGAGACAGCAACAUCCUUCUUAUCAUCAUUACCAUCAAACUCAUCAUCACCACCACCAUCACCAUCAUCACCAAGGCAAUUACAAUACGUCCCAAUCGCAUUCUCACAACAAUCCAGUUGCCACUAUGAAGCAGUCUUACAUGCAUCAGCUGACGUGGGUUUUUCAUGAUGACGAGGCUCAAAUUAACAAAAAACUGCCAAAGGAAUUACUCCUCAGAAUUUUGUCAUACUUGGAUGUGGUAUCACUGUGUCGGUGUGCCCAAGUGAGCAAGGCCUGGAAUGUAUUAGCUCUCGAUGGAUCCAACUGGCAGAGGAUCGAUUUGUUUGACUUUCAACGAGAUGUAGAGGGACCAGUAAUAGAAAACAUUUCGCGAAGAUGCGGAGGAUUCUUGCGGCAAUUGUCCCUGAGAGGAUGCCAAAGCAUUGGAAAUCUUUCGAUGCGAACCUUAGCCCAGUCCUGUCCUAAUGUGGAGGAACUUAAUCUGAGUCAAUGCAAAAAAAUCUCAGAUUCAACCUGCGGGGCUCUCAGCAAUCAUUGUCCAAAACUGCAACGACUGAAUCUGGACUCUUGUCCAGAGAUAACGGACAUCUCAUUAAAAGAUCUCUCCAAAGGUUGUCCCCUCCUUACCCAUAUUAAUUUAUCCUGGUGUGAAUUACUCACCGAUAACGGGGUCGAGGCUUUGUCCAGAGGUUGUCCAGAACUUCGUAGCUUUUUGAGCAAAGGCUGCCGACAACUCACAGACAAGGCAGUCAAGUGCUUAGCUCGCCAUUGCCCAAAUCUGGAAGCGAUCAACCUUCAUGAAUGCAGGAAUAUAACUGACGACGCUGUGAGAGAACUAAGUGAACGAUGUCCUCGAUUGCAUUACGUUUGUAUUUCCAACUGUCCAAACCUAACGGAUGCAUCCUUAGUAACAUUGGCACAACACUGUCCGCUCCUCAGUGUCUUAGAAUGCGUCGCCUGCACUCAUUUCACAGACGCAGGAUUUCAAGCUCUUGCAAGGAAUUGCAGGCUACUGGAGAAGAUGGAUUUAGAAGAAUGCGUUCUAAUUACGGACACUACGCUUAUUCAUUUGGCAAUGGGUUGUCCAAGACUGGAGAAAUUAAGUUUAUCACAUUGCGAGCUGAUUACUGAUGAAGGAAUUCGGCAAUUGGCUCUCUCGCCUUGUGCUGCAGAGCAUCUCGCUGUCUUAGAAUUGGAUAACUGUCCACUCAUCACGGAUGCUAGCCUAGAUCACCUUUUACAAUCAUGUCACAAUCUUGAACGUAUAGAGCUUUAUGACUGCCAAUUAAUCACCAGAAAUGGCAUCCGCAGACUCAGGACACAUCUACCAAACAUCAAAGUCCAUGCGUAUUUUGCGCCCGUAACUCCGCCCCCGAGUGCUGGCGCCUCGCGGCAACGAUAUUGUCGAUGUUGCGUUAUUCUGUGAUUUCCUAAAGAGGGUAAUUUUGAAAUCAAUCGUCCUGAAGCAUUAAGGAAACACUGAUGUAACCAUCGGUGGUUGCGAGCAGCAGGAAUCGUGGGAUUUUGUCACCAAGAGAGCUGCCUCUCUUCACUGCCUCUGGUAGUGGUUUCCGGUGUUAAGAUCUUCUAAAUUUUCUAGAACAUCUGGAUUUUUUGAUCAUCUGGAUCUUCUGGAACAUCUGGUUCUUCCGGAUCAUCUGGAUUUUCUGGAACAUCUGGUUCUUCCGGAUAAUCUGGAUCUUCUGGAACAUCUGGUUCUUCCGGAUCAUCUGGAACAUCUGGAUUUUUCGGAUCAUCUGGAUUUUUUGGAUCGUAUCAGCGUUCACUGAGAAUUCUCAGUUCCGUUUGUCCACCCAGUGCAACGAGUACAAGAUACAUGUUAAAUCGUUACGAAAAUCACCGAGGACGUCUUCAUCGCCACCACAGCUGCAGCUAUUAUUACUAUUUAAUUUACACGAAAGGUAUAGUGCUUUUUUUAAUGCAGUAACUAGUACUAGUUAAUUGACUGCUGCUGAUUUGACGAUUAUUGUCUUGUCAGCAGUUGCAGUAUUUAAUAGUGGCGGUCGCCCCGAACGUCUCUCGUCGCACAAUCCAUAACGAGAACAAUUCGAUGUAACGCCUAACAGUAGGGAACGUAUUGAAGAAACUUUUACUUCUCUAUGUAAAAGAUGAGUUUCUCUCCAGUGCGAUUCUUGAUGUUUUACUGUUGGUUCGUUAAAAUGCAUUUUAGUAUUUUA